Gasterosteus aculeatus aculeatus (three-spined stickleback) is the source of this 4095-nucleotide messenger RNA. Its product is annotated as glycerol-3-phosphate acyltransferase 4. Gene Ontology annotation, molecular function: glycerol-3-phosphate O-acyltransferase activity. Lineage: Eukaryota; Metazoa; Chordata; Actinopteri; Perciformes; Gasterosteidae. Gene Ontology annotation, cellular component: endoplasmic reticulum. Gene Ontology annotation, biological process: triglyceride biosynthetic process. The record is from RefSeq and is a predicted model, not a curated record.
UCCUGGCAGUGAGUCGACGUGUUAAAACCAAACAGAGUCCAGCACAGGGUACCGAUGGAUCUGGAACUUCUGAACUGUGAAUGAACAAGAAAACAAAAACAUAUCAACCCAGCCCUGAAACUGCCAUGAUGAAGCACAAAGUCUGACGAUCACAGACUGUUGAUCAUAUGCUGCUGCUGUUCCUUAGAACUCGCACAAAACCAACUGCUGCAUUUAUGACUUUUACAUAUAUGUCUUAAAAAAAAGCAUAUUUUCCUUUGGUGAUCGCACUUUUAAUGGUGAUGUGGACUCAACGGGUUAAGUGAAAUGGAAAGUUUUGAGCUAUUGAGCUCAAACACAAUGUUUAUAAUUGUAGCAAUUAAAAAAAUAUAUUGUUGACUAGCAGCGAAACCAAUAGAACACAUUCCUCUCUAAAGCUGACGACAUCUUAAGCACAAAUAUGAUAUACGGCAAUAUGGAAAUAUUUCAUGUGAUCCUGUCAAAGCUGUUUUGUGUUUUGUGCGUACUGUUGUUUCUCUCUUAAACCUACUCUGGGUUUAUUAUAUUAAGACUACCCUGGUUAGGGCAAGCCGAUGUUAGUUCCGUAAUUACGUGUAAUGUAGCACUGAUGCAGUUCCUCUUACUUAAAUAACAUUAUGCCCAUCAUACUGUGAGAUCACUUUCUGUGUUUAAGGCUCCUUCAACUGCGAAAAUUCUGAUUGCAGUGAGUUGCUAGUCUUGAAUGCGAAAGGCCUUAUGGGUAUUACUGAAACAAGAAAUGAAGACUGAGGAGCUUGUGAGUCUACCGAAUCUUCAGAACAGCACUGAAGUGAUUUCCCCCUCGGUACAACUUUUACACUUUUAACUUUAAUACCUCAAAAUCAAUUGAAAAAUCAACUUCUUCCAUAAACUGCCCCAACAUAUGCUCUAAAAACAAGUUCUUCAUUCUAUUUAUCUUCAUUAUAUAUAUAUAUAUAUAUUUGUAAAGAAGAAGCAUUUGUUGUUUCAUGAAAAAAAGCCAAAGAAAGUUUACGUAAAUAGUCUUAAAUAGUGUUAAGUGUAUGCAGUGUUUGACAAAUAUGAUCCAUUGGCUAUAUUUUCAAAAUGACUGCUUGAAAUGCCCUUGCUGGUUCCUGGGGCAGCUCAAUUAUUGGUUCACUGUUCUUAACAUGUGUUCAUGCAUGCUCUAAAUUUAAGAUAUUCUCCUAAACGCAAAUCUUACUUUGUGAUUUUACUUGUCUUAAGUGUUAAACUAUGCAUGCAAGAAAUAACUGACAUUUGUAGCAGAAUAUAUAACAAAUAAAAGGUUUUUAUUGAAACUAUUAUUAUGUAGAAUAGUGUUUGUGUUGUAUGUAUGCCAGGCUCAGACCCCAAUUUUAAAGUCUUAAAGAUGAAAACAACCUGACGCUUGCAUAACAAUUUAUUGGAUUUAAUGGAGAAAAUUAAGUUCUUCAAACCAAUUUUAAUCACCACAUUGAUGAAUAUUACAGGAUGCUAAUAAUAACGCCCUCAGUUGACACCGAGCCGUCCCGUCUGCGGUCCAGUGACAGUCCCGUUGCCAUGACGACCGUAUACAACUCCGUGCAGCUGAAGUGCAGCGUUAGCAUGUUGUCAACGGCCUGUAAAAUCCGUCCCGAAAGGCUCGUCCCUUAACCCGGACUGUCCAGGUGGAGCACUACCUGGCCGUCUGUCACCUCAGUCCUCUUCCGGGACACGACCGGCGUUAGGACGGCAGCAGUCGACCCACGGUAGCGUUAGCUAGCACGUUAUUAGCCGGUAGUCACGGGUCGAACGGAGCUCUAUUAUUAACCUGGAAGCUCCUGUGUAAGCCAGCGUGUUACGACACAAACUCAUCUCCGCGUCCUAAUAACCGAUCGCAUACACCGGCUGGCGUUCUUUGAGCCAUUUGAAAAGCUGGAGUGACUGAAAUCAAGCUAUUUUGAAAAGAAAGCACACCCCAGGUCGUCUGCAGACACUGAGGCUUCAAACUAACAAGGCUUUGGGUAUCGCUGUGCUGCACGGCCCGCUUGCCCUCCGUGUCUCUUCGGCUGCUGCGCAGCAUGAGCUGGUUUACGUUUCCAGCGGACAACCUGCUGUGCCGGUGUCUCGGCAUCUCCAUCACUUGUCUCCACGUCUGGUUGACUAUUCUGCUUGUCUUCAUAAUCACGCCAGCUGUACUUGGAGUCUCUUUUGGUAUUCGCAGACUCUACUUGAGGACCCUUCUCAAGAUCUUUGAGUGGGCAACCUCACGAAUGGAGAAGGAAGCAAAGGAGAAGAAUCAGCAACUCUAUAAACCAUGUAGCAAUGGAAUCAUAGCCAAAGAGCAGGCGUCGUCGCUGCAGCAGGAGAUCCAGGAGCUCCGAGGUUCUCCCAGCGGUCUGCCCUCAGUGCCAGAGUUUGAGUUGGCCGACAUCUUCUACUUCUGCCGGACAGGCGUGGAGAGCAUCUUGGACGACGAGGUGACGAAGCGCUUCUCGGCCCAGGAACUGGAAGGCUGGAACUUGCUGACUCGAAGCAACUACAACUUCCGUCAUAUUAGUGUGAGACUUACUGUCCUGUGGGGCCUGGGCGUCCUCAUCCGCUACGGCGUCCUGCUGCCUCUCAGGGUUACUCUGGCAGUCGUUGGCAUUUGCCUGCUUCUUGUGUUGACUACUUUAGUUGGCUUUUUACCAAAUAAAGAGUUAAGGUUCUACCUGAGUGAGAAGGUUCAUCUGAUGUGUUACCGAAUCUGUGUGAAAUCUCUCACAGCAAUCAUCACCUAUCAUAACAGAGAGAACAAACCAAAGACUGGUGGUAUCUGUGUGUCUAAUCACACAACACCCAUUGAUGUAAUCAUCUUAGCCAACGAUGGCUGCUACUCCAUGGUUGGCCAGGUGCACGGAGGGCUGAUGGGAAUGAUCCAGCGAGCCAUGGUCAAAUCCUCUCAUCACAUCUGGUUUGAAAGAUCAGAAGUCAAAGACAGACACCUAGUGGCCAAAAGGCUCAGCGAUCAUGUUGCCGACAAAACUAAACAGCCCAUCCUGAUCUUCCCCGAGGGUACUUGCAUCAACAACACAUCGGUGAUGAUGUUUAAAAAGGGCAGCUUUGAAAUCGCCUGCACAGUCUAUCCGGUGGCCAUCAAGUACGAUCCUCGCUUCGGGGAUGCUUUCUGGAACAGCAGUAAGUUUGGCUUGGUGAGUUACCUCCUGAGGAUGAUGAGCAGUUGGGCCGUUGUCUGCAGCGUCUGGUACCUGCCGCCCAUGAACAGAGAGGAAGGGGAGGAUGCAGUGCAGUUUGCCAACAGAGUGAAAGCAGCCAUAGCUGCGCAAGGAGGACUAGUGGAUCUAAUUUGGGACGGAGGUCUGAAACGAGCAAAAGUGAAAGACGCUUUUAAAGAAGAGCAGCAGAAACUUUACAGUGAAGUUCUUGUAGGGGGGCAGGAGACGGGGGACUGAAGCAACAACACACAUUGGGAGAAUAAAAAACACCGUGAGCAUAGAAGCAGUGCAGCUUCGACCGGGACAAUGAGGACACAGGGAAUGUUUGCCGCUAUCCAGGCUCUUAUAUCGGAUAUCUUGAAUUGUUUUUUAUUAAUGUUAAUUAUUGAAAUGUAAAUGAUCAGAAGUAGAAAUGUGUUUAUUCUUACUGUAACCAUCACUUUUACCAGAUUCUCAGUGAUAACUUUUUUACAAAAAAAUAAUGUUUAUGUUUUUAGCGCUGUAUUUAUUUACAUUGUUUGAUGUGAAUUUGGGCAGAAGUGAACACUACAGUACAAGAAGCCCAAACCCUCGGAACCAGACACAAGCUUAAUAGGUCGGUUUGUCCUUAAACUUGUUCACACAGCAAAGUCUUUUCGUGACUCCUUUUCACUGCCAUGUGAGCAUGUUGUAUAUCAGAUUAAAACGCUGACCCCUAUGUAAAUAAUUCAAAGUUAUUUUAGAGAUUCUUUGCACAGCCAUGGAGAACAGCGGCAUGUUCCGUGCCGGGUGCUUCAACUACUGUUGCAUCGCUGUCAGACGGUGGCGGGGCCAACGCUUGUGCGUCAGAUCGCUAAUUGGCUGAAGGCUCUAUAUGUGUCCUUGGCUUUAAUCUUUUACAAGGAAGCAGGCAAAGUAAAAUAAAAUGUUUGAAGGCCAA